AUGUCGUCCUCAGAAAUAGAAAUAUUCAGUGAAAGGGAAGAGGUAUGAGGAAUUAAUAUUAAACCCGAUGUCAUUCUUGUAUCUGUUGUGCAUGCAACAGGUUCAUGUUGAGUAUUUAUUAAAUUGCAUGUUGUUUGCACUUAAUUGUCAGUACAAAUGUUUAGUGGCCUUAAGUUAAGACGAGAUUUAUAUUAAAAGAGUGAAGGCAAAUUCACAAAUAGCUAUAGGGACUGAUAGGUGUUUGAGUCCCUUAAUCAUUAAGAUAGUAUGUUUGUUUUGUGUUUCACUACAGACGGAGCUUAUCGGGGUAAAUGAGAGCAAGGAAAGAAGAAUAUCGUCAAAAGUUCGAGAACGUUUCAGUGCAUCAUUUUUAGAAGCAAAGGAGGCACCAGGCGUUUUAUUGCAGUCGCGUAUUCCAGUGGACUUAAAAGGAAACACUCACAAGCCCUCAACAGGUAUUUAUAUAAACUAACUUAUAAUUAAAUUAAUAGCAUUUACUUACUGAAAUAAAACCAGCAUAUGCGGUUAGCGGGGGUAUCGGUACCAAAGCUCACGAUUUCAGUGAAGAGUGCGGAACAGUCACUUGAUUAACACAAGCAUUCAUAAGUGAAUUUCAGUUACAUACAACUUAGCAACAGUAUGAUGCAAGCAACAUAAGAUGUGACGUGACUGAUAAGUCCACCGUUAGCUCUUAGUCGGUAGAGCGGGAGGUCCCCGGGCUGAGCCAACUCUCAGGUUCCUUAUAAAAUAAUUCAGUGUGAAGAGGAAACCGCUAGACCUUAGUUAACUUUACUGUUCAGUGACAGGGCUAUUAACGUGCAGACGCUACCUCGUUCAGGUUAAGUUGAUAAAACUCAACGCCUAUCAUGAACACUUAUAGAAUAACGUCUGAUUCCAUGUCAGCGCCAGACAACAGCAGUUACUACCUUCGAUGAUUGCGAUGUUACGUUUAUACAAUUAAAUGUGCCCUGUAGGAUGGGUAUUUUAGUUUUCAUCGUUUGCCUGAGCCAACCUCUCCUGUUGUAGUUCCUGUUGGUCUUUACACGCCUGACAACUGAAGGAUGACGAUUCCAUUUCUUGCUGACUCUGCAACUUCUUGUCUUCUCUUAGCGGAGGAUUUUGGGAAAUUUAGUAGUCGAAUAGAAACCUAUGGUUUAUUGUAGUUUUACUUUAAGGUAUUUUAUAAAAGCAAUAGACCACACUUUCUAUGGGUUUUCCCAGCGUGAUAACCCGAACACAUGCAGUAAAUACUAUUGGAGCUUUUUCCCACUAGUCAUAGAAACAUUCUAGUAAAACUAUCAAUUACUCAUGUAACAAAGCGCGGAUCAAACAAUUGCAAAACGUCUGGAUGCAAUAAAAGUCCUGAGACUUUCAUUUUCUUUUUAAAGCAGCGCGUGAUUUAGCUUAUCGCUGUUCGGGGAAUCCCCAACACACACUUACAUUAAACUUCCGGUAAUAAUUAUAUAACAAUAUAGGUGUACAGUACCGCAAAUGAUCCCCAACCGCAACUGAUCCCGAGACCGCAAAUGAUCCCCAAAAUGGACCGCAAAUGAUCCUCGACCGCAAGUGAUCCCCAAAGUCGACCGCAAAUGAUCUCGAAACAAAAAUAGGAAUGACUUGGACUCAAGAGUUGGCGGAUCAUCGUGUCGAUUUUAUUGUUAUUACAAAACGACAGAUUAAAAGCUAAAUUUUACUUCUCAAAUAAAUCUAUGAAUAAAAACUAAAUGAAAAAAAAAAAUCAUUUAAGUGUAAAAACGAAGUCGGUAGGCAAAAGAGGACUUUUACCUCAUGCUAAAAUCCCGGAUCCGAAUAAUUAUAGGCGGUUUUCUCUUUCGUCCGUGAAUGUGACGGUUUCCUACGAUGUUCUGUCACGCGAUAACUACCGCUUACCUUACCUCAAUUGCUUCAAUUUUCUUUCAAGAAUGUUUCGUCGCUGAAGAAUUUAAGACAGGCAGGACGUUACGCAGAAAAGACUCUAUUAUUUUAACGCCUAGAAGCUGAGGAAUACAAAGCCGGGCACCCUCUACAUAACAAGAGCUUUAUUGACUUUACUGAUCUUUUUGAAAGUGUGAAAUUAAUUAAUUUUCAGAAUAUUUAAUUUUGAUUUUUCUCUGAAGUGUUAAUUUUACGUGAUAAUCAGGAAGACAUUUGUUCGUAACUUGGGUGACCGUUACGAAACAAGACAUGAUUUAACACAAACACAAGUCAAAAUGCCCCCAAACUUAUCAAUGUCCACAGGUUUCUGUUUAUUUCCAAAUAGCAACUUUCUUACAACUCAUGAACAUGUUGCGAAUAGUUAUAUUGACGCUUUUAUGUAUAUUCAUUUGUUUUGCCUUUGCUGGAGACAGUUACCAGGAAUCUAAACCUGGUAAUGAGAAACGCAAAAGCGAGGUAAGCGGUAGUUACCGCGUGACAAAACAUCGCAGGAAACUGUCAUAUUCACGGACGAGAAAGAAAACCGCUUAUAAUUAUUCGGAUCCAGGAGGCACUUUGGAAAAAAAUAAACAACCUAAAACCCUUAAUUAGCGGCAAUGAAGGGCACUGCAUUUCAAAAGAGGUCAAAGGAAAUGCUCUUGCAUCAAAGAGCAAAUCAUGCUGACCAGAAACAACAAUAACCGCAGAAAAUGCGUGUCAUGACCUCUCAGUAUGAAAUAAGCGGCAAAAAUUACAUUUGCUCAGUCAAAACGUUUUGCUCCGAGGUAUAAUCUACCCGCCAGAUCCGGAAAAAAUUCAUUGGAACAAGCAGCAUUUUAGCAUGAGGUAAAAGUCGUGUGUUGCCUACCGACUUCGUUUUUACACUUAAAUGAUUUUUUUUUCAUUUAGUUUUUAUUCAUAGAUUUAUUUGAGAAGUAAAAUUUAGCUUUUAAUCUGACGUUUUGGUAAUAAUAAUAAAAUCGACACGAUGAUCCGCCAACUUGAGUCCAAGUCAUUCCUAUUUUUCUUACGGGAUCAUUUGCGGUCGACUUUGGGGAUCACUUGCGGUCGAGGAUCAUUUGCGGUCCAUUUUGGGGAUCAUUUGCGGUCUCGGGAUCAUUUGCGGUUGGGGAUCAUUUGCGGUACUGUACAUAGGUACCUUCUUCAUGGAUCAACUGCUUCAAAUUUAUCAUGCAAUCAUCCAAAGCUGCAAAGCCAAGUUAAACGUUUGACGUUCGAGAACAGGCAUUUUUGUCUGAAGGUCGUGGUCAGUAAACGAAGUGUUUCCAUGGAAAAUAAAGAAGCAUGAACGGAAACCGGUCUUAAUUGGCAAGGCUUAAUAACCGACAGACAUUGCAUCCACGAAGUUUACUUUGAAUGAUUGUUUGGUAGUUGGGCAAGGAAGAUUAAUAUUUAAAUAGAAUUAAGAAACGAAAAAAUACUAGGUCUUGACAGUAGAAACCUGAGUGUGUAUUUUGCUACUUGACAAACGGAACUCAUCUCCACAUCAAUGGAAUAUCUGAGAAUAAUUUGUUCAAAAGUUCGAGAAAGCUCCAGUGCAGCGUUAACGUUUUAGGGAAGCAAAGGACCAAGACUGUAAAUUGAUGAUUCCAGUGGACUUUAUGGGGAACAUUUAACAAGCAGACAAUAGGUGUUUCAAUAAUACUAAAAUGCAGUCAUUAAUAUCAAGCUAAAAUUUAAAUAGCAUUUUCUCAUAUUAGAAUGAAAUAGCAUGUGUGUUUCAUAACACUGAGAGGUUUGGGAUUUUUUACUGGAGACUGGCUUUGGCAUGUGAGUUUAAGAGGGUUUACUAUAUAGGGCCUGACCCGACUUGUGGAAUCUAUUCAACUCUCCAUUUUACUCAGCACCUACUGCACUGACCCGACUUCCUUCAUUUUGUGGAAUCUAUUCAUCGCUUCAUUUUAACCUAAAAGUUGAAUGAAAGAUCACAUGAAUAACACAAAAACCGAUAGGUAAAUUUCAGUUACAUCAAACUUUAUAGUAAAAGUAUGACGUAACUGAUCGGGUUCAAAGGAAGAAUGACCGGGCGGAGAGCUGGCCUCGAUUCUAGUUAAAUUCAGACACAGCGAGUCGCCCUUGUUCAUUGUAGAAACCGCCAGUUUGCCGUUGACAAUGAUUGAAAUUGGCCGAUGGAAGCAAGGUCAGUUUCGCCGUUGGGAAAGAUUCGCUUUCAUUUGUCGUUGGCGACCCCAAAAAGUUUUGGCAUCUAAAGGAUCCUAAAGCAGGAAGAAGCUCCGAAAACGGCUGCUGGGGAGUCUGUAUACAGUUAUUCCGGCUACCGUCCAUGGAUACUUGUAACUCGCCAGUCUCAAGACGUUUCAAUUAGUCAUGUUUGUUCGAAUGUACAACAAUUUUGAGUGAGCUUCGCACUGUGAAACCCCUCCGUGCUCUUAUUCAGUAUUGAAUUGGGUAGAACUGCCAAAAUUCACUUAAUAAGUUUUCGAAUAUAAUAUUUGCCUCUUGUGAGACGAAUAUAUCGAAACUCGUCAAAACAGACACUGGUUUCUGUAUAAUCAGGUUCUUAACAUUAUCUCCAUUGAGUCCUUCUUGUAUUUCAGAAUUCUCUGUUGGACGAUGUGACCCAGGAAAAAACACCUUCUCGUGCUACAUAGAGGACAAAAAAUACUUCCUGUGUGCAGAGAAUAACGAAGUAUUUCUGAUGGUAAGUAACAAUCCGAGUUAAGUAAAAUGGCAAGUCCAUAGUGAUACUCAUCAGAUUUGGGGGUCACAUCAUGCACUCAGACACAUUCAUGUUAGUAGUAGGCCCCCGUCGGUCAGGGUCGACCAUUGAUAGAUCCGUCCAAGCUGUUUGCUCGACUGACAUUACUAAACCGGUUAUUGCGUAGAAUAAUAGCGAAGCUCCACGCGCGCGCGAAGCGCGCACGCGUGGGCGGAGCCCCAUAGCUAAGUAAAUCUACCCAUCCCAGAAAAUUUGGUUAUCACGUGACCGUACACCGAACGAACGAACGAACGAACGACCGUCCGUCCGCACCACAGGCAUACCAAUGUUUACUCUCGCACUUUCUAGCUAGUUUGGGAGCCCAGGAGAAAACUGAUUGCACAUCAAUGCAGUGAUCAAUUGACAGCUGUCAAAACAGGAUAUCCCCUGACCAGUAUCACCUGACGGUAUCGCGGGCUCAGGUGUCGACCCAUCGAGGUCGAGUAUUUUUUGAAGUUAUCCGCUGACAAGUUACUACUUUUCAAAUGAUCGCAGGCUCAAGUUUGUGUUUUAAAAAUUUAUAUGAAAUAUGUCAUGUCUAUGUCACUAUGGCCCAGCACUAUUAAGAUUUUGACUUCAAACUUACCUUGGACACGAAAAUUCAGCCAGUUAUUUAAAAAUACAGGCGGGGAAGACCUUUUCUUACCAUGGUCACGCGUUGGUCACGCUCUACGUGCAAUUUUUAUGCUCUGAUUGGUUAAAAUUUGACAGGUGAGUUCAUGCGUAAAAUUUAUGCAGCAUCUUGAAAGUUGUUUACUUUAACAGCUAAAGCUGACAGAGUUUUGAGUCAACUUGUGAUGUUUUUAACUGUCUUUUUCCACUGGAUGUACAAAAUGAAAUACAACUGCUAUCAAGAGUGUUCUCUUAUUCAUGGCUGGUUUGUUUAUUGGGUUUUCGGUUGUGAAAUGCGUCGCUUGUCAAAGCCGAUAAUCCGAUUUCGGAUGGCAUCGUUUUUGUUUUUUACCUUGCUGGAUGCGUACGAGAAUUAUAAAGGUUCAAGCGGUCCUUGCCUUUCUUGAUAGCUUUCAGGAGCUGCAUCUCGAAAUAUGGUAAGCCUGAGUAAUUAUUGUAUUUACAUCUAAUUUCAUGAAGUCCAGCGGCGAAGUUUAUGAAGCUAGUUUAUGCACGUUUGAAUUAAGAUUUGACUGAGACACUGAUCUGACCUAGUAUGAGGUUUAAUUAGAAAUAAGCUUAACCUUAGAGAACUUUAAAAAGCCUUUGGUCGAUAUUAAUUCACCGUAAAUAGAAAGAAAAAACUUUCCGAAGAAUAUUUAGUUAUAAUUUUGGCUGUAGAAAGAAAGCUUUGAGCGAUUUUCUUGUCGUGAGUUCAUCUUUGAAAACAGCAAAAUACCGGGAAACCGGCGGCUUAAAACAUAAACUUAAUCUUUAAGCUUACUAGUAAAGACUUGAGGAUUCUUAGGCACACUUAAAUACUGUCAUUUGUUUUCGUGAAUGAAAAUUGUUGUCUCUGUAAAUGUUCUACCGAAUUAUAUUUCUUUAUUGAUUGUUGGUAGUCUCAAAAGUGUAAUUUUCAUCGCUUUGCCGUUUGUUUUUAGCCGUUCAUAAACAUCGCUUGCAGGAGUACUCAAAAUGCCGAGCGUAACAAACGCUUUUUAAGAUUACACAUCAUUAAUAAAAAAUAGACUCAAUAAAUUCUUUAUCACGUUGAAGCGUAACUCUUUUAAAAUUUCUUCGCAAAUUUGGCGCUUGUCAAAAGUUAAAGUCCACGCGUUCUUCGAUGGUCCUGAAUAUUGAAUGAAUGCAAUUUGUCUUGAAAAAUUGUGAAAUACUGCAUUUUGUACGAGGUCUGUAUGAUAAAAACAGCGCCACGUAGUACUGUUUCUCUUCAGAUGUGGUGUAUAAAAUAUAAAAGAUUGGUUGGCACGCACCCAGAUUUAUUUAUUUGUUUUCCAAGAUUUUUUUUCCACGCCUUAUCUACUGUGAUCAAGAGCCAUUAUUGCUCUUACAUGUGACCGGAGACUAUUUUUGGGGUGUACAUUUAAGGCUAUAUCAGUCAACUCGAUACAAGAUUUGUUUCACUCCAAAAUCACUUAGCUUUUCCCUCAAAAGUGACAUGAAUGUGCCCUUAAGUUAACUGAUUUGUGGAAUACAAAACUAUUGUUUGAUUUAAGUUAUAAAUUUAUCAAUGGGGGCUUCGCUUUUAGCCGUGGCUAAAUCUAUAUAUUAAUAAUAAAAAAGAUUUGGCCAGGUUGUGUGACGCACAAGAAUUUAUGACAGAUCGCAUAGUUUUUUUGAACACCUUAAAUCUUUAUAAGGAUUUGCAAAUAAGAGCUGUUUCUUUCUCAUUAAACAAGAUGGAGAACCGACGAAAGGCGAUUUUGACUGGGCUGCUAAGGGGCGAUUUUUUCCCAGUGGAGGGGGCGGUUUUACACACUCGGGCUAACAUAAAACCUUGUAGCCGACCAUUGCGUGACAUAGAAUCUCAUGUGGCAGUGCAACAUAAACUCAUUAAGAGUAAUUUUAAGAGCAUGCGAGUAGUACGAGUGGUUCUAACCAUAUUUUUUUUUCGGUUUUUCACUUUUUUACAAAGCCGUAAACAUGUACAGUGUACAACACUAUAUAGUUAAGUUACUAGACUGCUGUGAUAAACCACACCCUUUCAGUAUAAUGUUUAAUCUAGAAUGCCCCCAGAUAUCAGCCCUUUUCAUUAAAUCUUAAGAUAGGGCUAUAAGAUCGAUGGUGACGAGAAAGAGAGUCCAUGAGUAAAAAUUGGAAACUAGUGCUGUGAGUGGGUUUAUUAGUUUUUUAAUCACAUGUUGAGGCCACAAAUUAUAUAUUGCAAUGCGACUAGAUGAAUUAUGCAGUAGUAACAACAGUUUUUAAUUUCAUUAUUUUAUUUUUUACAGUGUUCCGAUGGCUGCGACCCUAAUGAUGAUAAGUUCUUGUUCAAGGUUGACAAGGUUGAUAGAAGAACGCAGAAUAGCAAGUAUUCUACCAUUCAGUCUGCAAAAACAGAACAAUUUUUGAUCAGUGAUGAGUCAGGGAACGCAUCUAUGAAGGAGAUAACGGACCACACAGAUGGACCGACUUCUGACAGACAAGCCUGGUUUCAGUUUAUUCCCGAUCAGAGAAGAUACAGUCUUUCCUGGCAGAAUUAA
Molecule: messenger RNA, 7773 nt
Organism: Porites lobata
Lineage: Eukaryota; Metazoa; Cnidaria; Anthozoa; Scleractinia; Poritidae
Source: the annotation of a GenBank genome assembly